Messenger RNA from Pyricularia oryzae 70-15, 1482 nucleotides. RefSeq lists its product as uncharacterized. The record is from RefSeq and is a predicted model, not a curated record. Bases 19 to 1443 code for a protein of 474 amino acids. The transcript has 3 exons. NCBI's taxonomy places the organism in Eukaryota, Fungi, Ascomycota, Sordariomycetes, Magnaporthales, Pyriculariaceae.
CGCGUGUGCCGCUCAAAGAUGUCAUCCCCAGAAACCACUACCCUGGCAGACCCCGUGGUCACUGUUCUCGGCCGAGACCCGCCCCGGCGCAAAUGUCUGCUCAACGGCGCCGCUUUUCAACAGGAUGCCGUGGUCUCCCUCGCCGGCUGGCAAUAUGCCGUCUUUUACAGUCCCCUGCCCGGGUCCGAAGAGCCGGUCUUUGUGCACGUGGCUCGCCGAAAGCUCCCGGCCAGCGCAUGGGAGGUUUUGGUUCUUCAGGACUACUCACAGACGGUUGAUGAUGGACACAAUACGGUGCAGAUGGGCAUUUGUGUCGGGGACGGCACUAUUCACCUUUCAUAUGACCACCACUGCGAUGUCCUGAGAUACCGCCAAUCGGUCCAAGGUCUGGCCAUCAACCCAGAACGGUUCACCUGGAACGCAGAGCUAUUCACCCCAACUCUGGACCACCUACCCGGUCUGCCCAACACCCAUGAGCACUUCGGCUACGUCACGUAUCCGCGCUUCAUUAACUCAGGCCGCGGUCAAGACAUGUUAAUGUCGUUCCGCACCGGCAAGGCCGGGCUCGGUGAUGACCAUCUAUACGUCUACCGCGCAGCGGUGGCGCGCUUCGAGCUUGUGGGCACACACCUCGUGGGCGUGCAGAGCAACCCUUACGUGCACGGCAUGGAUGUCGAUGCCCAGAGUGGCCGCCUGCACGUCACGUGGGUCUACCGCGGCUUCGUCCACUAUGAAGGCUGGGAUGACCCGCUCGAUACCAAGCAUAAGCAGCAGGCGGGACCCAACGGGGCCGAAAAUAAUCACAACCUCUGCUAUGCGUACAGUGAUGACUGUGGGCGAACCUGGCGCAACACGCACGACCAGACCGUGGCGGAUUUGGGAAGUGACAAGGCGGCCGGGGUCAGGCCGGAUGCGGUUGGGUUGGUGGUUUUUGAGAUUCCCAAAGGAUCGGGCUUGACGAACCAGGAGAGCCAGGUGGUCGAUCCAGAUGGGGGCGUCCACGUUUUGAACAGGACAUGCUCGCCUGGUUCCAGCAAGGCAGAAUGGCGCCAUUUCUACAGAGAACAUGAGAAAGGUAUAAUGCUCCCCUUGGCCCCGACCGUGACGUCGUUGACCGACCAAUUUACACUUUCAGGACAAUGGCAACAAAGCUCCAUCGGGAUAACUGCAGAUGGCAGACGCGGAAGGCUUGCAGUCAGCCAGUCUGGUGAUCUCUUUAUUAUCCUCCCGGACUCGAACGUUCUGGGUUUAACGAUCCUGAGGGCAUUGAAGACCAACGGCUAUGCAGAGUACCAGCGCAUAUGGCAGGGCGAUGGUCUAUCAGGAGAGCCCCUAGUCGACAUUCGAAGGCUGAACGAAGGCGACGGAGUGUUAUCAGUGUUUACGAGGCGUGUUCGAGAUGACAAGAAGGAAGUGGUCGUCCUGGACUUUGAGCUACCAUAAUGACGCAGCUUUGUAGUUGCGGGCUGCGGGAGACAAGAG